AUGACAACAAACCGCAUCGUAGAAUCAGACCAGAUGUCACAGGAAAGUGGCAGCGAUGAGGAACAGCCAUGGAUCCAAGAAUAUUGCAUGAUGUUUGGUCACGAGUAUUUUGUUGAGGUUUCCAACGAAUUCAUAGAAGAUGACUUCAACUUAACAGGAUUGAGUUCCAUCGUUCCAUUCUACAGGGAAGCCCUGGAUAUGAUCCUGGACUACCAACCUGACUACCAAAUCAAGAGCGAAAGCUUGCCAAUUAUCCACCAUUCUGCUGAGUUACUUUAUGGAUUAAUACACGCCCGAUAUAUAUUGACGAAACCAGGAUUACAAGCCAUGGCAGGCAAAUAUGAGAAAGCAGUCUUCGGAACCUGUUUAAGAGUCCAUUGUGAAGGAAUGUACUUGUUGCCAAUCGGUAGAUACGACCAAGUUGGAAUAGAAACUGUAAGGUUAUACUGUCCAAGUUGCAACGAUAUUUACCUCCCAUCCUCUUCCAAGUAUUUACACAUUGACGGAGCAUUUUUCGGAACAUCGUUUGCUAUCCUUUUUGUCAAUAUGUUUAAUGAGAUACAGCGAAGAGUUAAUUUAAUACCCAAACAGAUAUUUGAUCUAAAGCUGUUUGGUUUCAAGAUUAAUAAAAUAGCACCUUCUGGCCCAAGAAUGAAAUGGUUGAGACAAUAUCCAACCAAUAGUGCAGAAGAAGAAGAAUUGCAAAGGUGCAAGUUCGAAAUUCCUACGUUAGAGACUGAGAGCGAAACUGACGUCAAAAUGGGGAGUGACUAA
Messenger RNA from Komagataella phaffii GS115, 774 nucleotides. RefSeq names its product Beta regulatory subunit of casein kinase 2, a Ser/Thr protein kinase. Lineage: Eukaryota; Fungi; Ascomycota; Pichiomycetes; Pichiales; Pichiaceae. The record is from RefSeq and is a predicted model, not a curated record. Bases 1 to 774 code for a protein of 257 amino acids. Gene Ontology annotation, molecular function: protein kinase regulator activity. Gene Ontology annotation, cellular component: protein kinase CK2 complex; cytoplasm. The transcript has a single exon.